Molecule: messenger RNA, 1908 nt
Organism: Pelodiscus sinensis (Chinese soft-shelled turtle)
Lineage: Eukaryota; Metazoa; Chordata; Testudines; Trionychidae
Gene: GOLGA7
Product: golgin A7
Biological process (GO): protein targeting to membrane; peptidyl-L-cysteine S-palmitoylation; Golgi to plasma membrane protein transport
Cellular component (GO): palmitoyltransferase complex; Golgi stack
Source: RefSeq, a predicted model, not a curated record
CCGGCGCAGAAACUGACGCACGCGCACAAUAGGCCAACGUACUCGCCUGUCGCGCGACCUGGCAGCUGCGCAUGCGCAGGACUCCUCUAAGUGGCUUCGCUGCUCACUUACGGCUUUCAGCGAAACUGAGGUGGUGCUUUUACGGCAGUCAACAGCCAGUUCUAGCUGUGCGAUGCGGCCGCAGCAGGCACCUGUUUCUGGUAAAGUGUUUGUCCAGAGAGACUACAGUAGCGGCACCAGGUGCCAGUUCCAGACCAAGUUUCCCCCAGAGUUAGAAAACAGGAUCGAUAGGCAGCAGUUUGAAGAGACAGUUCAAACUCUAAAUAACCUUUAUGCAGAAGCUGAGAAGCUUGGGGGUCAAUCUUAUCUUGAAGGAUGUUUGGCCUGUCUGACUGCUUACACUAUCUUUUUGUGCAUGGAGACACAUUAUGAAAAGGUUCUUAAGAAAAUUGCCAAAUUCAUUCAGGAACAGAAUGAGAAGAUCUACGCACCCCAGGGCCUCCUCUUGACGGAUCCCAUUGAGAGAGGACUAAGAGUUAUUGAAAUUACCAUUUACGAAGACAGAAGUAUGAACAGUGGAAGAUAAAACAAAGGCGUCUAAGCACCCAGCUUAGUGGUGGACUUGCUGUACCAGAAGGUUCACCUACCUCCUGUCUAGAGCAUCAUUCCUCUCUGUUGCCAGAUCCAUGGUGCCAUCCACCAAAGGACUAAUUUCCUAGAAUUCUACUCCACAUGGGGUGACCCUCUGGCCGGUCAGCAUCCAUUUUGUGUCUUUAUGGCAAGCUUCAGGUGAUGGGAUUAUCUUAACUCCCAAGGAAAAGGCAGUGCCCUUCAAAUUAGCUGGCAAAUCAGCAAUGUGAGAGCAGUACUGUUCCUCCCCAGCCUCUUGGGCUUUCAUGCACAUCAGACACUUUAGAAAGCAACAAGUCUGACUUUAGGGGCACAGGCAUUUUCAAAAACAAAUUCUUCACUCCACAUAAAGCCUUUUGGGGAGGGAAGCGGGUAGAUAUGUCCGUUGUACAGCGUGCCUCUGCCUGGCAGGAAGUGACUUGAGGCAUAGCGCAUUUUAAGUUUUCAGAGGUGAUGCUCUGGGAAUUAUGCAAAUGCUUUCUGUUUUCAUAUUCUGGUUAUUCCUAAGACUCAUUAGCUAACAUUAGUGCUGGGUGCUUUGCUGCUGCUGUGAGAAUCUAUUGUUAUUGCAUUGUCCUAAAUUCCUAAGAGGAAAUGCUCUAUCGCUUGUUUCAUUAAGCUGUGUAAGCACAAUAAAAUGAAUGCUGAACCAAUACGUGUAACCAUCCCGACUAUCCCUUAAUGUUUAAUAUGUGAAGUGUAAUAAACUUUCUUGUUUUAUUAAAAUAAUUUAUAGGAACACUUGAUUUGACAAAGUACUAGGCAGUAUAUAAGAUAGUCACUGGCAAACUGCUGAAGAGUAAACCUUUGCAGUAUGUCGUAUUUCCUGUGCAUUAACAUUCCUUGGCAACAUCUGCUAAAAUAACUUGGGCAUCUUCUGAGUAAAACUUCCUACAAAUCAAGUUGGUGUAAUUUUCUGUUGUUUCCUUCUCCCUUAUUAAAGGGAGCUCUCUAUCUAGCCUUGCCAUAAAUUAGCAGAGUCCUUCUGUUUUAAGAGCUAUCAUCCUUUCCUGUGGAAGGAAUUAAGGGAUUUACAAAACAAGACAACUGUCCAGAACAGAGUAUUCUGCUUUCAGUGGUACUGUAGGUGCUAAUACUGGGUCAAAGCUUCCAGAUCUAAUUUCCUCAUACACUGAUUAUUUUUCCUGGAGUCUUGUUUAAUAUUUUAACUGUACAAAUACUUGUUUUUCUAAGCUGUAACAGUGUGUUUGCUUUUUCAGACCUGUUGCAAUAAUUUUGAAGAAAUAUUAAUGGAUUAGUAAAUUUUUCUUAAAUAAA